This is a messenger RNA of Cololabis saira (Pacific saury), 1366 nucleotides long. Its product is annotated as glucagon receptor-like. Gene Ontology annotation, molecular function: peptide hormone binding; glucagon receptor activity. The coding region runs from base 71 to 1366 and encodes 431 amino acids. Gene Ontology annotation, cellular component: plasma membrane. The record is from RefSeq and is a predicted model, not a curated record. The transcript has 14 exons. Gene Ontology annotation, biological process: cell surface receptor signaling pathway; adenylate cyclase-modulating G protein-coupled receptor signaling pathway. NCBI's taxonomy places the organism in Eukaryota, Metazoa, Chordata, Actinopteri, Beloniformes, Belonidae.
GAGGUGCAGCCUGCUCAUCUGCCAACGACCGAUUUACUUCUUUUGAGCAAAGAAGACCAAUUCUGCAAUAAUGGAGAGGUCAAUCAACAUCACGGCUUUCAUCCUCCUCAUGUUCCUCAAAUUGCUAAAGCUUGAGAUGACCAGCGGGAAAGUCUUAGAGGAGACUUACCGAAAGUGGGUCCAGUACAAAGAUGACUGCGUCAGAAUGAUCAAAUAUGAGCCACUGCCUCAAGUGGGGUUAUUCUGUAACAGGACAUUUGACAGAUAUGCCUGCUGGCCAGACACUCCUGCUGGAUUUAUGGUUAACAUCUCAUGCCCCUUCUACCUGCCCUGGUUUGACAAAGUGUCCAAGGGAGUCGUACGAAGACGAUGUGGAUUUGAUGGACUCUGGGAGAGAGAGGACAAUGGGCAAGUGUGGAGGGACAUGAGCCAGUGUAAAGAAGAAAAAGAGGUGACAUCGCAGGAGCUGUGGUUCAAGCAGCUGCUGGUGAGCUUCAGGACGUUAUACACUGUUGGCUAUUCCUCGUCCCUCGCCACUCUCACAAUAGCUCUUUCCAUUCUUUUGAGCUUUAGGAAACUGCGUUGCACCAGAAAUUACAUUCAUGCCAACCUCUUUGUAUCCUUCAUCUUCCGAGCCGUGGCUGUUAUCAUUAAGGACACAAUGGUGGAUCGCCACUGGGGGAGAGAAAUCAUAAAACAGGACGAUGUGAGUGAAAUGCUCAGUCAUCAGGCUGCUAUUGGCUGCAGAAUAGCACAGGCAGCGAUGCAGUAUAGUGUCCUGGCCAAUCACUAUUGGUUCUUUGGAGAGGCAAUUUAUUUGUACUCUGUCCUUAUUUCCUCUGUGCUCAUUGAAAACAAAAAAUACCUUCCUUACCUCUGUCUCGGCUGGGGAACUCCACUUCUGUUUGUGGUUCCCUGGGUGGUGGUGAAGAUACUGAAGGAAAACAAAGAGUGUUGGGCUGUCAAUGAAAACAUGAACUAUUGGUGGAUCAUUCGUUUCCCAAUUCUUUUUGCUUCCCUAAUCAACUUUGUGAUUUUUCUGAAGAUCCUGGGUGUGAUAUUUUCCAAAUUAAGAGCCAAUAACCAGAGUCGAUAUCCAGAUUACAAACUUCGGCUUGCAAAGGCUACACUUACCCUCAUUCCUCUCAUUGGGAUUCAUGAGGUGAUUUUCAUCUUUGCUACAGAUGAACAGACAACAGGCAUUCUCCGCUACGUAAAAGUAUUUUUCACUCUCUUUAUCAGUUCGUUUCAGGGCUUACUGGUGGCUGUACUCUACUGCUAUGCCAAUAAAGAGGUGCAAACAGAGCUGAAGAGGAAGUUCGGUAGCUGGAGGACUGAGUUACAGAUUGCAUGCUGUGGACCAUGA